This is a messenger RNA of Coffea arabica (coffee), 609 nucleotides long. Lineage: Eukaryota; Viridiplantae; Streptophyta; Magnoliopsida; Gentianales; Rubiaceae. The record is from RefSeq and is a predicted model, not a curated record.
AUGGCUGUGAAAUUGGACAUGGCUAAGACUUAUGAUAGGGUGGAAUGGCCUUUCUUACAAGCCAUGAUGAGGAAAAUGGGUUUCUGUGAUUUGUGGAUAGAAUGGGUCAUGAAAUAUGUCAACACUAUUUCAUACUCUUUUAAUGUUAAUGGGGAAUUAAAGAAGUAUAUUUCACCAAGAACUACUGAAGCUAGGAAGCUAAUGGAGUUGCUGCACAGAUAUGAAUCAACAUCUGGACAACUGGUUAACUUGGAGAAAUCAACUAAUCCAGAGGAGCAGAAAAGGCAAAUCUGCCAAAUUUUGGGGAAUAUUAAACCAGUGUCACAAGGGAAAUAUUUAGGACUUCCUAUGGUCAUUUCCAGAUCCAAAGAUCAGCUGUUUGGAUUCAUCAAGAAUAACAUUAGCAAGAGGAUAAUGAGCUGGAAGAGCAAGAUGUUGAGUUCAGCACGAAAAGAGGUACCAUUGAAAGCAGUGUCAAUGCCAAUGCCAACGUAUACUAUGUUUUGCUUCAAACUGUCAAACAGGCAAUGCAAGGACAUUAGUGCACUAAUGACAAAAUUCUGGUGGGGUGAAAUAGGUGGGAAAAGCAAAAUGCAGCUGGUCUCCUGA